Messenger RNA from Oikopleura dioica, 621 nucleotides. Lineage: Eukaryota; Metazoa; Chordata; Appendicularia; Copelata; Oikopleuridae. The record is from the annotation of a GenBank genome assembly.
AUGGAGAGACCAAAUUACGAGCUGCUGAAAUUUGACGGUAACGAGUCAGAUGAUCCUGAGAGAUCUCCAACAGGAGGCGUAUUUUGGAAGCCCCUAAAUGAAGAUGGCACCGCUGCAAGACUUCAACAUGAAGAUUUUCUUUGCAGAGAGUGUCGAAACGAGAUUGAUGAUCCAGUAGUGACAUCUUGCUGCGACAAAUAUGUUUGCCGAAAAUGCUGGACAAACGAUCUUCACUCGCCCAAGCGUGAUACUUAUCAUCUUGAAUGUCCUAUUUGUUGGAGCAGAGUUUCUUACAAUCCGCCUAUUCAUAGUCACUGGUCUUAUUCGCGCGGAACAUUUUAUCCUGCUUCAAAGUUUUAUCUGAAGAUGAUAAAUGCGCGAAUGGUUCGAUGCCGUGAUAAAGAGUGCAAGAUGGAAAUGAAAUAUGAAGAUUUCGAUGAACACUGGAAAAAGUCAUGCAGACGACUUGUCAGAUGUGAUUUUUGCUACACAGAAAGUCGAGUAUUUGAGGAUCACCUGUGCGAAGGAAAAUUUCACGCGAAAAAAGAAGAGAUGAAAAAGGAGCUUCAGGUUCAAGAAGAAAAGAACGAGGACUUGAUGGCUAGACUUGGAUAUUACUAG